Erinaceus europaeus (western European hedgehog) is the source of this 9435-nucleotide messenger RNA. It is a transcript of the gene PTPRT, whose product is annotated as protein tyrosine phosphatase receptor type T. The transcript is spliced from 33 exons. The coding region runs from base 209 to 4657 and encodes 1482 amino acids. NCBI's taxonomy places the organism in Eukaryota, Metazoa, Chordata, Mammalia, Eulipotyphla, Erinaceidae. The record is from RefSeq and is a predicted model, not a curated record. Gene Ontology annotation, molecular function: protein tyrosine phosphatase activity; protein binding. Gene Ontology annotation, cellular component: membrane. Gene Ontology annotation, biological process: protein dephosphorylation.
GCCCCGCGCGUCCCGCCCCCGCCCAGCCUCCUGCUCAGUUCGCCCCGUGCCUCAGCUCGGAGCGUAGCGGCUCCAGCUCCCGGAGCCCCGCGGAGCCAGCACGGCGCUCACCCUGCCGGCCAUGCGGGGCCACCCCGCGCCCGCCCCAGUCCCGGCCGCGGCGCCCGCGGGAAGGGGCUGAGUCGCCCGCCGCCCGCCAGCCGCCCGCAUGGCGCGCCCCGCCGCCGCGCUCGCCCUCUGCCUGCUGCUGCACCUGCCGCUGUCGCCGCUGCCGGGCGCCCGGGCGCAAAGCCCCGCAGGCAGCUGUUCCUUCGAUGAGCACUACAGCAACUGUGGUUAUAGCGUGGCCCUAGGGACCAAUGGGUUUACCUGGGAGCAGAUUAAUACGUGGGAGAAACCAAUGCUGGACCCAGCGGUGCCCACAGGAUCCUUCAUGAUGGUGAACAGCUCUGGAAGGGCCUCUGGCCAGAAGGCCCAUCUUCUCCUGCCUACUUUGAAAGAGAAUGAUACUCACUGCAUUGAUUUCCACUACUACUUCUCUAGUCGGGACAGGUCCAGCCCAGGGGCCUUGAAUGUCUAUGUGAAAGUCAACGGCGGGCCCCAGGGGAACCCCGUUUGGAACGUGUCUGGGGUUGUCACCGAGGGCUGGGUGAAGGCAGAGCUUGCUAUCAGCACCUUCUGGCCACAUUUCUACCAGGUGAUAUUUGAAUCCGUCUCUUUGAAGGGACAUCCUGGCUACAUCGCUGUGGACGAGGUCCGGGUCCUUGCUCAUCCAUGCAGAAAGGCCCCUCACUUUCUACGACUACAAAAUGUGGAGGUGAACGUGGGACAGAAUGCCACAUUUCAGUGUAUUGCUGGUGGAAAAUGGUCUCAGCAUGACAAGCUUUGGCUCCAGCAGUGGAAUGGCAGGGACACGGCCCUCAUGGUCACCCGAGUGGUCAACCACAGGCGCUUCUCGGCCACCGUCAGUGUGGCUGACACUGCCCAGCGGAGUGUGAGCAAGUACCGCUGUGUGAUCCGCUCUGAUGGUGGUUCUGGCGUGUCCAACUAUGCUGAGCUGAUCGUGAAAGAGCCUCCUACGCCCAUUGCCCCUCCAGAACUUUUGGCUGUGGGAGCCACAUAUCUGUGGAUCAAGCCUAAUGCUAACUCCAUCAUUGGGGAUGGCCCCAUCAUCCUCAAGGAGGUGGAAUACCGUACCACCACGGGCACCUGGGCUGAGACCCAUAUCGUUGACUCCCCCAACUAUAAGUUAUGGCAUCUGGACCCUGAUGUGGAGUAUGAGAUUCGAGUCCUACUUACACGGCCAGGAGAGGGGGGCACAGGACCCCCAGGACCUCCCCUCACCACCAGAACCAAAUGUGCAGACCCUGUGCACGGCCCGCAGAAUGUGGAGAUUGUGGACAUCCGAGCCCGGCAGUUGACCCUGCAGUGGGAGCCCUUCGGCUACGCGGUGACCCGCUGCCACAGCUACAACCUCACAGUGCAGUACCAGUAUGUGUUCAACCAGCAGCAGUACGAGGCCGAGGAGGUGAUUCAGACCUCUUCCCAUUACACUCUGCGUGGCCUACGUCCCUUCAUGACCAUCCGGCUGAGGCUCCUUCUGUCCAAUCCUGAGGGUCGGAUGGAGAGCGAGGAGCUUGUGGUACAGACAGAGGAAGAUGUUCCAGGAGCUGUUCCUCUAGAAUCUAUCCAAGGGGGGCCAUUUGAGGAGAAGAUCUAUAUCCAGUGGAAACCUCCCAAUGAGACCAAUGGUGUCAUCACACUAUAUGAGAUCAACUACAAGGCUGUUGGCUCCCUGGACCCCAGUGCCGAUCUCUCCAGCCAGCGGGGGAAAAUAUUCAAGCUCAGGAAUGAAACACACCACCUGUUUGUGGGUCUUUAUCCAGGAACCACCUACUCCUUCACUAUCAAAGCCAGCACAACGAAGGGCUUUGGGCCCCCAGUCACCACUAGGAUUGCCACCAAAAUUUCAGCUCCUUCGAUGCCUGAGUAUGACACAGACACGCCAUUAAAUGAAACUGAUACAACCAUCACAGUGAUGCUGAAGCCUGCACAAUCACGGGGAGCCCCUGUCAGUGUUUAUCAGUUGGUUGUCAAGGAGGAACGACUUCAGAAGUCACGGAGGGCCGCUGACAUUGUCGAGUGCUUUUCAGUGCCUGUGAGCUAUAGGAACGCUUCCAAUCUUGAUUCUCUACACUACUUUGCUGCUGAACUGAAGCCCUCCAACCUGCCUGUCACACAGCCAUUUACAGUGGGUGACAACAAGACAUAUAAUGGCUAUUGGAACCCUCCUCUUUCCCCACUGAAAAGCUACAGCAUCUACUUCCAGGCACUCAGCAAAGCUAAUGGAGAAACCAAAAUCAACUGUGUUCGUCUGGCUACCAAAGGAGCUUCCACUCAGAAUUCAAACACCAUGGAGCCAGAGAAGCAGGUGGAUAACACUGUGAAGAUGGCUGGCGUGAUUGCUGGCCUCCUCAUGUUCAUCAUUAUUCUCCUGGGUGUGAUGCUCACCAUCAAAAGGAGAAGAAAUGCUUAUUCCUACUCCUAUUACUUGAAGCUGGCCAAGAAGCAGAAGGAGACACAGAGCGGAGCCCAGAGGGAAAUGGGGCCUGUGGCUUCAGCUGACAAGCCCACCACCAAGCUCAGUGCCAGUCGCAAUGAUGAAGGCUUCUCUUCUAGCUCACAAGACGUUAAUGGAUUCACAGAUGGCAGCCGCGGGGAGAUGUCCCAGCCCACCCUCACGAUCCAGACUCACCCCUACCGGGCCUGUGACCCUGUGGAGAUGAGCUAUCCAAGGGACCAGUUCCAGCCUGCCAUCCGGGUGGCUGACCUGCUGCAACACAUCACCCAGAUGAAGAGAGGUCAAGGCUACGGAUUCAAGGAGGAGUAUGAGGCCUUGCCAGAAGGGCAGACAGCUUCGUGGGACACGGCCAAAGAGGAUGAAAAUCGCAAUAAGAAUCGAUAUGGAAACAUCAUAUCCUAUGACCAUUCUCGAGUGAGGCUGCUGGUGCUGGAUGGAGACCCACACUCCGAUUAUAUCAAUGCCAACUACAUUGAUGGAUACCACCGGCCUCGGCACUACAUUGCGACCCAAGGUCCAAUGCAGGAGACCGUAAAGGACUUUUGGAGAAUGAUCUGGCAGGAGAACUCAGCCAGCAUCGUCAUGGUCACAAACCUCGUGGAGGUGGGCAGGCACCCAGCGGAACACACUGUGGGAAAUGCCACGCUAGGCCGUGCGGCGUCCCCCGGAAUGGUGAAGUGUGUGCGGUACUGGCCAGAUGACACAGAGGUCUACGGAGACAUUAAAGUCACUCUGAUUGAGACAGAGCCCCUGGCUGAAUAUGUCAUCCGCACCUUCACAGUUCAGAAGAAAGGCUACCAUGAGAUCCGGGAGCUGCGCCUCUUCCAUUUCACUAGCUGGCCUGACCAUGGUGUCCCCUGCUAUGCCACCGGCCUCCUAGGCUUCGUCCGCCAAGUCAAGUUCCUCAACCCCCCUGAAGCUGGACCCAUAGUGGUUCACUGUAGUGCUGGAGCUGGGAGGACUGGCUGCUUCAUUGCCAUUGACACCAUGCUCGACAUGGCCGAGAAUGAAGGGGUAGUGGACAUCUUCAACUGUGUUCGAGAGCUUCGAGCCCAGAGAGUCAACUUGGUACAGACAGAGGAGCAGUACGUGUUUGUGCAUGACGCCAUCUUGGAAGCAUGCCUCUGUGGCAAUACCGCCAUCCCUGUAUGCGAGUUCCGCUCUCUCUACUAUAACAUCAGUAGGCUGGAUCCCCAGACCAACUCCAGUCAAAUCAAAGAUGAGUUUCAGACCCUCAAUAUCGUGACACCUCGCGUGCGACCUGAGGACUGCAGCAUUGGCCUCUUGCCCCGAAACCAUGACAAGAAUCGGAGCGUGGAUGUCCUGCCUCUGGACCGCUGCCUGCCCUUCCUUAUCUCCGUGGAUGGUGAAUCCAGCAACUACAUCAAUGCGGCAUUGAUGGAUAGCCAUAAGCAGCCUGCUGCCUUUGUGGUCACCCAGCACCCUCUACCCAACACCGUCGCAGACUUCUGGAGGCUGGUGUUUGAUUAUAACUGCUCCUCCGUGGUGAUGCUGAAUGAGAUGGACACUGCCCAGGUGGGAGCUGGGAGGCUUGAACCCAGGUCCUUGUGCACUGUAAUGUGUGCACUUAACCAGCUCUGUAUGCAGUACUGGCCUGAGAAGACUUCUGGAUGCUAUGGGCCCAUCCAGGUAGAGUUUGUGUCUGCAGACAUAGAUGAGGACAUCAUCCACAGAAUAUUCCGCAUCUGUAACAUGGCUCGGCCACAGGAUGGGUAUCGUAUAGUCCAGCAUCUCCAGUACAUUGGCUGGCCCGCAUACAGAGACACACCCCCCUCCAAGCGCUCUCUGCUCAAAGUGGUCCGGCGGCUGGAGAAGUGGCAGGAGCAGUACGAUGGACGGGAGGGACGCACUGUGGUCCAUUGCCUAAAUGGGGGAGGCCGCAGUGGAACCUUCUGUGCUAUCUGCAGCGUCUGUGAAAUGAUCCAACAGCAAAACAUCAUCGAUGUGUUCCACAUUGUAAAAACAUUGCGUAACAACAAAUCCAACAUGGUGGAGACCCUGGAACAAUAUAAAUUUGUAUACGAGGUGGCACUGGAAUAUUUAAGCUCCUUUUAGCCCAGCAGGAUGGAGAACCUGCCAGAAGCCAGAGGCUGCUGCAGUCAAGCCCCCUUUUCUGUGAAUGGCAGUGGCUGGACCCAGGGUCUUAGAGAUGGCACCCUGGCCAACUCCAAGGAGAAGACUGGUGGUCCCUGGUGGGCUCUGCACUUUCUGAGGGAUCUCUUGUAGCUGUGGAGAAGCUUUCCUGAAUGCCCAAGUUUCCAUUCUCACCCAGCCCACCCUAGACCUGGGCCCAUGCAGAAUUACACCCAUAGCAAGACCCUGGAUAUUUUUUUGGUUCCUAGACCUCUUGCUUUUGCUCUUUUGAAGUUUUUGAAUCUCAUGGCAAGCUGACUGUGCAGUUGCUGACGAAGUGUCAGGCUUGGUGGACCUUCUCCUGCCCUGCUUCUCCUUGGCUGUAGAGGGGACAAGUGUUCCAGUACUCCAUGCUGUCACAGAAAUAAGUGGGUGCCUGGGGUCCCUGCUAUGCUGCCCCUUAUAGUCUCCUUCCUGCCUCUCUGCCACCAGAGUGACACCUGCCUGUCUAGAGCAGUGUCAGCUCAGGACACUCCAAUACCAGAACAGAGGCUCGAGCCUUACACCUCACCUGCAUGGGGCUUGGCCCAUCACUGUUCUGCACCUCGCCUCCAGUCUGGGCCUUGCCCUUAUAUCAUUCCCAGGAUGGCUCAUGGUGUCUGUGGCACUCUCCUACAAGGUCUUUGCUUUCUUCAUGGUCAGCGGGAGGGGUGAAAUUGCAGGGUCCUCUGCUACUUGCCCCCAUAAUCUGUGUGACUGGAGACCACCUCCCUAGGGUGGGGUCUCUGGCUAACCUUGUGUCUUUUGGAUAGUGGCUUCCUUUGGGAGAGAUAAACAACAUAAGAUUUGAUUAUGUUUCUGAAAUGUAUGUGUGAAAAACUUUUUUAAAGGGAUGGUAUAAAAUCUUAAUCUCUUCUGUGAGGAAAUAAAAAGUGGGGGACAGCGAGUUUGAAUGUACACUAUAAUACAGUGCUCUGGGGCCUCUUUCCUGGCACAAAGUUCUGAAAAACCCACUCCCAACCCUCACCCCAAGGACAGCAGUGUCAUUGAGGAAGCUAGUCUGAAGAUGGUCCUGGAGUUUCUGGGAAAACUUUAUACAUUAUCUUUGAUUUUCAGCAUCAGAUUCCUCCCUAGAGAAACCCAGUUUACAUCUCAAAAGAGACCAGAGUGAACCCAGUUAUACUUUAGUUUAAAAUGACCAAGGGGAUCAGAACCAGGACCCUAGGGUCUUGCCCAAAUUUCAGAUAAGUCAAUAAAAGGGAACCUACUAUUCAAUAUAUAAAAGCCCUGCUUGGCACUUUGCACAUGACAUCUCAUGAAAUCUCCAUCUCACUGUUGAGGAGGCAGAGGCAUCUUUCUCUGUGAUGAAAUUCUAGGUUCCAAAAAGGCAGAUAGUGAUGAUGAGACAUAUUGGUAGUAUUUUCUUUAUCCUUUCUCCACCAAGCAAUUGCUUUAUGGAGGGGAAAUAAGGCCAGAAACUUCUGAGUAGAGAAUUCCACAAAUGGAAACUUAAUUUUCUCCUUCUGAUGCCAGUUCUUCUGGGAGGCCCAGAGUUUCAGAUAUAUUUCAGUAACUUGUUCCCAGAUCCCCAGGAAAGCCAGUCUCAUCUGAUUUCUCAGCCAGUGAAAAACAAUUCCCUGUUCCCUCGGGCUGAGGUCUGCUGGCUAGGGAGUUUUCUCUCCCCAGGGUAUUCUAUAAUGGAGGACUCUCUAUCUUGGAGGCUGAUCCAGUCCCAGUCAGGGCAGAAGGAGCACAGAGUUCAAUAAGGCACAGUUUUUGCCCUCAAUAGCUCACUGUGUAUUGGGGAAAUCUAGCCACAGUGCAUUGGUGGUAGGGUACUGGAAUGUUCUAAGAUCCUGAGAGGCAAAGGGACUGCCAAGGACUUCAGAGGAGGUGAAAACCAUUCUAGCUGGGCCUCAUAGAAAAAGGAAGAAAAGGAAAUUCAGGCCCAGGGAGCCAACAUUUAGAGCACAAAGAGGUGUGAGAAUCCCUAUGGGGGGGGUGGUGGUUGGACUAUCUUAUGGGAGGGGUUGGGAGGAGGGGAACCCAGUUGCAGCCUGGCAUAGAAUGGGUGGGCAGAAGGUGAGCAGGGCAGGAGGGUUGCUCUUCUGAGGGACCAGACUGUGCUAGCUGUAGGCAACAAGGAUCCAGGGGAAGCUCAGAGAGCUACACUCAGCUCAGUAUUGGGGAAGGCCCCCUCCCAAGCCAGUGGGCCUGCCUCUUUUCUUUCAUCAGACACUGUGAACACAUUCUCUUCAGUGUGUACCUUUUAGUGACAUCUGUUGUCUGUUUGCUUAUUAUUUCAUUGCUGGAACAAAUAGGCAGUGGGUCAGUUUCUGUGAGAAGCCCAGGGUUUCUGAUCUCCCAUGAAACAGAGUGACCCAUCCAGGUCUCCAGGACCACAAGCAUGGGGCAUGCUAUGAGUCCACAGAUGCUCCCCCCAGAGACAAGGGUUCUGGAGUUAUCAGGAAAACCAGUGACACCAAACUUGAUCAAGCCAGGAACAAAGGAACCCUGUGAGAAUCCUGCUCAGUUCCUUUGAUGGCCUCUUCCCAAUGUGCUUGAGGAAGUCUCUAGCCCCAGCCCUCAUUAACCUUUGCUGGCUUCCCCUGAUUCCAGUUCUCUGUCCUAGCUGGCCUUCCUCCAGCCUCCAAGGAGCCUAGAGCAAAUUAAAUCAACCUAUUAUAUACUAUUUUCUUAGAUCAUGGUUCAUCCAUACAGAACAGAGGAUGGAAGGGUGGCUUUCUAGAAUCCUAGGAUUUUUUUUCUGCUCAAGAAGGGUUGAAAUUGCUGGCAGAUAAAAAUGACAGUGACUUCUAUCAUCCACAAUGAUAGGAAUUUAAAAUGUGUCAUCAGGGAGAAGAAAAGUUGUAAAACCUCAAGCCAUCAUGAGAGCCAGCCCAACAAGGACUGGGGAUGGCUUCUCCUGGCUUGUGUCCUCACGCCCUCACAACCCAGUCACCUUCCAAAGAAGGCAGAGUAGUGAGCAGUCCAGCUGCUAAUUUGGGGAUAAGCUAAGGCUCACGAAUAGAGACACCUUUCCUAAGAUCUUAUAGGGAAAGUUCAUGGCAGAGCUUCAAUGAAAUGCCACAUCUGGGCCAGGAAUUUGAAUUUGAUUUGUUACCCCAAGGAAACCUUCUUCCCCAAGUUCUCUCCCCAGCACCAAUCCCACUUAAAGGGUGGAUGGACCUUUUACUAUGCAGAGUCCCCACCAUCUCUUCUCUGGGUACCAGGAGCUCAUCUCUUCUCUGAGUACCAGGAAGAGUACUCUUACUUAGUGCAGAGCCAUGUGAUUCCUGCUCUUCCUAAGUGUGCACUCUGUUUGGAAAAGAUGCAAGAAAUUAAUGAGAAGCCUGAAAUUGUCCCUACCUGCACAAGUGUGUGGCCUAGAUUGGCCCAGGGCAUAUCUCAACUGUGUCCCAACAUUGUGUCCUUUCAUUCAUUCUGAUGUGACAUUUCAAGCCUUUCCAUAGUUUUCUGGAUAAUCAGAGAACGCUUUUUCUUUGUGGGCUCAGAAGAAAUUGGCCUGCUUUCAUUGUUGGUCUUUUCUUUGAUUGUGCCCUGGAAAAAGUGGUGUGUUAGAUGUCAGAUUUAUCUGGAUCCAGUUAACCCUAUGCUGAGACUCUGAGUCUACAUUAACUUGUAAACUCAAUGAAAAACUCAUCAGUGUCCCUAAGUGUGAAUGUUACUAUUUUGUAGAUCUGGAAACAGAUUCAUAGGGUGGAGCAUACCACUCAAGUGUCCACAGUUCCACAUAUGAUGAAUGAGGGAGCCAGAAUUUGAAUUGGUCAAAGAAUGCUAAUUUUCCACUAUCAUUUCUUAUAAUUCCCCAUGAGGCUAUAUCAAUGAUAACAAAGACUAGAGUGAAACAGAUAACUCAAUGGAUCUUGUUAAAUCCAAAGAAGACACUGGUAAUCUUAAAAUUGCUUCAUAGUCUCAUGUUUUAUAUCAAUGAUUCAUGCAAUAUUUGCAUUCCACUCUAAGUUAGUCUGAUUUGUUAUAACUAUUUAAAUAUUUUUUUCAAAUCAUGUGAGCUUAAUCCCCUCAGUCUACUACGAUGAACUCUAAGGAAUUAUUGUGAGAGGCACAAUUAUUGUGAGAGGCACAAUGUCUAGUUAUGCUACUUCCAUUGAAGGCCAAUUCUAAAUUUAAGCUCAAGAUCAUUUCUUUGUCCCUUAGAUCCUUUGCUCCUUAACACUAUUCAUGGGUUUAUUUUGGUUCAGCUCUCUUCCUCUGCUACAUGCCAGAAGGAACAUAUUGACAAAAUAGUAAAAUGUUUAGGUCUUGCAUGCCUGACAUACUGAGUUUGGGUCCCUAAAGAAAAAUCUUGAAUGUUAGGGCCUCUAGAAGAUAGUAUUUUUUUGUUCAAGUGAAGUCAAGUGGUUGCUAAUGUGGGCAAAUCUGAGGGCAUAGUUCAUGUGAGGGUCUGGGCUCAGGAAACUUCCUCUCUCUAGUCUACCCAGGCAUGCUUUGUGGGUUUAGGAAAGAAAGAAGUGUUAACAGGAAGUACAGGUUACUGUAGCACAGCUCAACUCAUGAGGUUGCUCAGGAAAGUCUUCACAUUCAGUCCCAACAAGGCCAUUUCUUGAUUAUGUUGUUGGACCACAAAAUUAAUGGGAAAGGUAUAAAAAACUAGAGACUAGUUAAGUAGAAGGACUAGAUUUUGAGAGUAAAAUAGUAAGGCAAGGAAUUGGGACUCAGCAAGACUAUGAAGAACCAAGGGUGUACGUGGGUUACUAAGAAAAAUGGCCCCAUCUGUG